Coccinella septempunctata (seven-spotted ladybird) is the source of this 2036-nucleotide messenger RNA. RefSeq names its product facilitated trehalose transporter Tret1-like. The record is from RefSeq and is a predicted model, not a curated record. The transcript is spliced from 2 exons. Bases 70 to 1413 code for a protein of 447 amino acids. Gene Ontology annotation, biological process: transmembrane transport. Gene Ontology annotation, molecular function: transmembrane transporter activity. Lineage: Eukaryota; Metazoa; Arthropoda; Insecta; Coleoptera; Coccinellidae. Gene Ontology annotation, cellular component: membrane.
AAGAUUACAUGAUUUUAUUCGUUAAUUCUGUUCACAUCGAAGCAUUGGUCAACUCGCUUCUCCAACAAAAUGGGUGCUCAAUAUAUGUAUAUUUCAGUGUUCAUAGCGGAGUUGAUCUUUCUGAUUGCCAGCACUUCUGCGACAUGGUCCUCACCAAUGCUCGUGAAACUGAAUGGAACAGAUGAUAACCCCUUGGGUUACGUGAUAUCAAAAACGGAAAACAGCCUUCUGGCUUCACUUAACAUAAUCGGGUCAUUGAUUGGUUCCAUUAUUUUUGGAAUGUUAGGCCAAAAGUUUGGAAGGAAAUCGCUCCUGACAUUUCUUGGGCUUCCCUUACUGGUUUUUUGCUUGGUGAUGGCAUGGUGUAAAGUCUAUUGGUUACUCUUGUCCUGCAGAUUCAUUAUAGGAAUUGCUUGUGGAGGUGUUUUCACAAUACUACCAAUGUACUGUGGAGAAAUUGCAGACGCGAACAAUCGUGGAAUUCUUGGUGCAUCUUUGACAGUUUUUAUGAACGUCGGUAUGUUGAUUCCCUAUUGUCUGGGUCCCUUCAUUCCAUAUUUCUGGUUCCACAUCAUCCUAGCUGUUCUUCCCGCCAUUUACAUGGUUUUAUUUUACGUUUUUGCCCCUGAAAGUCCCUAUCACCUCAUCAAGACAGACGAAGAUGCUGCACGGAAAGUAUUGCUGAAGAUUCGAAGUAAAGAGAAAGUCCCACAAAUUAUAGAAGAAAUGAAACUGAGUAUGAAACAAACAACAGACGUUUCCAUCAUGGACAUACUCAGGAGUAGGGGUUUGCGAAAAGCAUUCAUUAUGGGGCUUGGUGGAUUCACAUUCCAGCAGCUAACAGGGACCAUCAUAGUUGCUACUUACACCCAGACAAUCUUUGAGGAAGCUGGAAGUGGUAUUUCAUCAGAUCUCUGUCCAAUCAUCGUUGCUAUCGCCCAAUUGAUAAUGACAAUUUUUGUUUCCGCAAUAUCGGAUAGGUACCCUAGGAAAUUUCUACUGUCACUUUCCCAUUUUCUGGUCGCCUUGGUGCAAAUACCAUUUGGGGCAUAUUUCUUCUUGAAGAAACACGAUUACGACGUUGAAAGCGUAAGUUGGUUACCACUGGUAUGCUUAAUCAUUUACGUUUGCGUGUAUAACAUCGGAGUAGGUCCCGUUCUUGUAACUUUUCUUGGAGAAUUAUUCCCUCCCAGAGUAAAAGGAGUAGCAAUCUCGUGUAUGUUGAGCGUCAACUGGAUCGGUUCAUUCUUCCUAACCUCCUACUUUAACACCAUGAAUGACGCUCUUGGUAUCGGAGUUCUUUUCUGGCUGUUUUCAUUGUGUAGUUUCUUAGCAGUGAUUUUCAUUAAGUUCUUCAUGAUCGAAACGAAAGGAAAAACUUUGGAAGAAAUCCAAAAAGAACUGAAUGACUAAGUAGUAUAGACUUUGAAAUUGGUUCUAUGAACUUUUGAUUUAAUUUAAUAAUUUCGAAAUAAGUGUAGAUUGACGAAAAAAUAAUGUCGUGAAUGAGAAAUUGUUGCAAAUAUGUGAAGAUUUCAAUAGAUCUGAAAAAUGUUAUUGUCCAACUGAUGUUCUACAAAUGAAUAACUAUUCCUGCUGAAAAUUAAUUAUAAAAUUAUUCACAGAUUUCCUUUUUCAAUGUACAAUCUGGUAAUUAUCAACUUCGAUCUUUGGCUAAGAUUUGGUACCAAACAAAACUAUUCCAAGACACACUCUGUGAUUUUUAUGUCUUAUUUUUUCUCAAGAUUCAAACUUCUAGAGGGGCUUCUGUUCCCCCUCUACUCCUUCUGACGACGCAAAUGGUAAUUAACAUUUCCAUAUGAUUUUAUGAACAAUUUAUAUUUACAAAUUGAUUAUUGUGCAUUGAAGGAUUUUAUUUCUUCAUAACAGUCGCUUUGCUGGCAGUUACAUAAUAAUAUGUAUCUUAUUCUUCAGAUGAUCAUAUAAAAUAGUUCUGAUUCACAAUUCCUAUUAUAAACUCUCUCAAUUGUUAAGCAUGGUUAAGAAAUAUUUUAUUAAAUUUUGUCGAAAGUUGA